This is a messenger RNA of Sinocyclocheilus grahami, 728 nucleotides long. RefSeq lists its product as uncharacterized. The record is from RefSeq and is a predicted model, not a curated record. Lineage: Eukaryota; Metazoa; Chordata; Actinopteri; Cypriniformes; Cyprinidae. The transcript has 4 exons. Gene Ontology annotation, biological process: synaptic vesicle endocytosis. Bases 63 to 659 code for a protein of 198 amino acids.
CUGUGGAUGUGGUAGUUUAUGUCAGGGUGCAGCCAUCUCAAAUCCGGUUCAGCUGUCUGCCCAUGUCUCGAGUAGAGUGCAUGCUGAAACUUCCCUCUCUGGACCUGGUUUUCUCAUCCAAUAGGGGUGAGCUUGAGCCCACCGCCACCACCUAUCCAUCUGAGGGCCCUCACACACCUUCCUCCACACCUCCAUCGGUACACAAUGCCAACAGAGUGCCUGGAAGCAAAGGGCCAUCCACAGGAUUAGGCAGUCCUCUAGGCCGGAGUCGCCACCACAGCAGCCAAUCAGAUCUAACAGCGCCACCCAUAAACUCAUCAGGUCUGAGUUUCACUGCCUGUAUGUCAGAUUUUUCACUGUAUGUGUUUCAUCCUUAUGGAGCCGGCAAACAGAAGUCUGCAGUUACUGGCCUCCCACCUGGACCAGGACCGCUGGGAGCAGUGGACGAGGAGGCUUCUUCAGUGACGGGCAGGAAAGACUCUCUCUCCAUCAACUUGGAGUUUGUAAAAGUCAGUCUUUCCCGGAUGAGACGGGCAGGAAGUCCAGCAUUUAUUGAUACUUCAGUUGCCAGCAAGGGCGGGAAGAUGGAUACAACUCUUAUCAACAUCUCAGGUGAGGAAUUCAAAAUAAAGUACUGGGGUGUCCUUGAGGAUGUCUGAUGUAUCACCUUACUAAGGCUUUUUCCAUAUGUUUCAUACUUUAGCAUUGUGCUUGAAUGCUAAAGUGUU